AUGGGGUCUCAUCAAUCUGUCUUGCCAUAUGAGGGUGGGAAAGUUGGAGCAGCAACUGCAGUUAUAAAGAGAGAACAUUUGCGAAUCUGCCCUCAGGAAUAUACAUGCUGCACAUCAGAAAUGGAGGACAAGUUGAGCCAGCAGAGCAAACUAGAAUUUGAAAACUUGGUGGAAGAGACAAGUCAUUUUGUGCGCACUACCUUUGUGUCCCGGCACAAGAAGUUUGAUGAAUUUUUCCGAGAGCUUCUGGAGAACGCAGAAAGAUCCUUAAAUGAUAUGUUUGUACGGACAUAUGGGAUGUUGUACAUGCAGAAUUCAGAAGUGUUCCAGGAUCUCUUCACAGAACUGAAACGAUACUAUACAGGAGGCAAUGUGAACUUGGAGGAGAUGCUGAAUGACUUCUGGGCUCGGUUAUUGGAGCGGAUGUUCCAGCUCAUAAACCCCCAGUACCAUUUCACUGAGGACUACCUUGAGUGUGUGAGCAAAUACACAGACCAGCUGAAGCCAUUUGGAGAUGUACCCAGGAAACUAAAGGUUCAAGUUACUAGAGCUUUCAUUGCUGCACGGACCUUUGUUCAGGGGUUGACCGUAGGCAGAGAGGUUGCAAACAGAGUAUCAAAGGUCAGCCCAACCCCAGGGUGCAUCCGGGCGCUAAUGAAGAUGUUGUACUGCCCUUACUGCAGAGGACUCCCCACUGUGAAGCCUUGCAACAACUACUGCCUCAAUGUAAUGAAGGGCUGCCUAGCAAAUCAGGCUGAUUUGGAUACUGAGUGGAAUCUGUUCAUAGAUGCUAUGCUUCUGGUGGCGGAGAGAUUAGAGGGACCGUUCAACAUUGAAUCAGUCAUGGAUCCUAUUGAUGUCAAGAUUUCUGAAGCCAUCAUGAACAUGCAAGAAAACAGUAUGCAGGUGUCAGCAAAGGUCUUUCAAGGAUGUGGCCAACCUAAACCAGCACCUGCUUUAAGGUCUUCCCGCUCUGUUCCUGAGAACUUCAAUACCCGCUUCAGGCCAUACAAUCCAGAGGAGAGGCCAACAACAGCAGCGGGCACGAGUUUAGAUAGACUGGUAACAGACAUUAAAGAAAAACUGAAGCUUUCCAAAAAGUUCUGGUCAACUUUACCAUACACCAUCUGCAAAGAUGAGAGAGUAACAGCUGGCUCAUCAAAUGAAGAGGACUGCUGGAAUGGGCAUACCAAAGCAAGAUACCUACCUGAGAUUAUGAACGAUGGGCUGACCAACCAGAUCAACAAUCCAGAGGUAGAUGUGGACAUCACAAGGCCAGACACCUUCAUUCGUCAACAAAUCAUGGCCCUACGAGUCAUGACAAACAAACUGAAGAAUGCAUACAAUGGGAAUGAUGUGAACUUCCAGGAUACAAGUGAUGAAACCAGUGGCUCAGGAAGUGGAAGUGGUUGUACUGAUGACAUCUGUCCUACUGAGUUUGACUUCAUCACUACUGAAGCUCCACCUGUUGACUCAGACAGAAGAGAAGUGGACUCUUCAGCAACCCAAUCUAGCCAGUCACUCCUUACAUUGUUCAUGCUCUGCAUUAUCCUUGUACUGCAGAAACAAUGGAGAUAAUCCUAGAUCUGGUCAGAGAGACUGUGUUUUAGCUACAAAAACAGCCAACUUUCUUCUUUUCUUACACUUUUGGACAAAGGACCGUGCCACAAAUACUUACCGUUUUCUAUGAAAAGAGAGCAGUACUGCAACCUACUUUCCUUUUUGUUUUCCCAAAGAGUACGAGGUGCCAGAAUGAACUGCUUCCUCUUUUUUUCAGAAAUGUCUGAAGACAACGUCACUCAGCGUUCUUUCUCAAACCUUUAUUACAGGAGACUUUCUGAGCUUCAUUUUCUUUUAUGCUGCAGCUGUAAAGG
Molecule: messenger RNA, 1874 nt
Organism: Alligator sinensis (Chinese alligator)
Lineage: Eukaryota; Metazoa; Chordata; Crocodylia; Alligatoridae
Gene: GPC6
Product: glypican 6
Exons: 10
Coding region: 1-1578 (525 amino acids)
Biological process (GO): cell migration; regulation of protein localization to membrane; regulation of signal transduction
Cellular component (GO): extracellular region; synapse; cell surface
Source: RefSeq, a predicted model, not a curated record